Gekko japonicus is the source of this 3457-nucleotide messenger RNA. It is a transcript of the gene DDX23, whose product is annotated as DEAD-box helicase 23. Gene Ontology annotation, cellular component: catalytic step 2 spliceosome. Gene Ontology annotation, molecular function: ATP binding; RNA helicase activity; RNA binding. The coding region runs from base 146 to 2593 and encodes 815 amino acids. Gene Ontology annotation, biological process: mRNA splicing, via spliceosome. Lineage: Eukaryota; Metazoa; Chordata; Lepidosauria; Squamata; Gekkonidae. The record is from RefSeq and is a predicted model, not a curated record. The transcript is spliced from 18 exons.
CUAAGAUGGCGGCGGUUGUGGGGAGAAGUGAGCGACGCUGACGUCCGGAAACGUUACAGGUCCAUGAACUGUCUGCCUUGUGUCAACAAGGGCGAGGGCCUUCUCAGCAGUGGCCCCUGUCUUGUGAAACCAGCUGCCCGAAGAGAUGGCUGGGGAAACUGUUGAAAAGAGAGAACGGGAUUCUUCACCCGUCAAAGAAGAGCGAAGACGCUCACGCUCACCAGACCGGGAACGUGACCGAGAUCGUGAUAGGAAAGGUUCUCCUCUUGCCAAGGACAGGAAGCGUCACCGUUCCCGUGAGAGGAGGAGAGGCAGUAGGUCAAGAUCCCGCUCCCGAUCCAAGUCAACAGAGAGGGAACGACGGUAUAAAGAGAGGGAACGGGAGCGCAAUAAGAAGGACCGGGAGCGGGAGAAGGAUGGGCACCGAAGAGACAGGAAACGCUCCAGAAGCAUCUCUCCAAGUCGCAACAAGGACUCCAAAUCCAGGAAAGACAGAGAUUCCCGCAAGGAUGAAGAGGAUGAUGCAGGGGGCAAGAGGGAAAAGGCACAGCCACUCUCCCUGGAGGAGCUGCUGGCUAAGAAAAAAGCUGAGGAAGAGGCUGAAGCCAAGCCCAAAUUCCUUUCCAAGGCAGAACGAGAAGCUGAGGCCUUGAAACGCCGGCAGCAGGAGGUGGAGGAACGACAGCGGCUGCUGGAGGAUGAGAGGAAAAAAAGAAAGCAGUUCCAAGAAAUGGGCAGGAAGAUGCUUGAGGACCCCCAGGAGAGAGAGCGGCGUGAGCGGAGGGAACGCAUGGAACGGGAGACCAACGGCAAUGAAGAUGAGGAGGGGCGGCAGAAGAUCCGCGAAGAGAAAGACAAGAGCAAGGAAUUGCAUGCCAUCAAGGAGCGGUACUUGGGUGGGGUCAAAAAGCGGAGGCGCACCCGGCACCUGAAUGACCGCAAGUUUGUCUUUGAGUGGGAUGCUUCAGAGGACACUUCCAUUGACUAUAAUCCUUUGUACAAGGAGCGACACCAGGUUCAGCUGCUGGGGCGUGGCUUUAUUGCUGGCAUCGAUUUAAAACAGCAGAAACGGGAACAGUCCCGCUUCUAUGGAGACCUGAUGGAGAAGCGGCGCACACUGGAGGAGAAAGAGCAAGAGGAGGCACGUCUGCGCAAGCUGCGUAAAAAGGAGGCCAAGCAGCGCUGGGAUGAUCGGCACUGGUCUCAAAAGAAGCUGGAUGAGAUGACGGACAGGGACUGGCGAAUUUUCCGGGAGGAUUACAGCAUCACAACCAAGGGGGGCAAGAUCCCCAACCCCAUCCGUUCCUGGAAGGACUCCUCACUGCCCCCUCACAUCUUGGAGGUUAUCGACAAAUGCGGCUACAAGGAACCUACUCCUAUCCAGCGUCAAGCCAUCCCUAUUGGUCUGCAGAACCGUGAUAUCAUUGGUGUGGCCGAGACCGGCAGUGGUAAAACCGCUGCCUUCCUUAUCCCACUGCUGGUAUGGAUCACCACCCUGCCCAAGAUCGACAGGAUUGAGGAGUCAGAUCAGGGCCCUUACGCCAUCAUCCUGGCCCCCACCCGUGAGUUGGCUCAGCAGAUCGAGGAAGAGACCAUCAAAUUUGGAAAGCCUCUGGGAAUCCGCACAGUGGCUGUUAUUGGUGGCAUCUCUCGUGAGGACCAAGGCUUCCGGCUGCGCAUGGGCUGUGAGAUUGUUAUCGCCACUCCUGGCCGUCUCAUUGAUGUGCUGGAGAACCGUUACCUCGUGUUGAGCCGCUGCACCUAUGUGGUAUUGGAUGAGGCCGACCGCAUGAUUGACAUGGGCUUUGAGCCUGAUGUGCAGAAGAUCUUGGAACACAUGCCUGUCACCAACCAGAAACCUGACACUGAUGAGGCUGAGGACCCUGAGAAGAUGCUGGCCAAUUUUGAAUCGGGCAAGCACAAAUACCGACAGACGGUGAUGUUCACAGCCACCAUGCCACCUGCUGUGGAGCGCCUGGCCCGCAGUUAUCUGCGCCGACCCGCCGUGGUCUACAUUGGCUCAGCUGGGAAACCGCACGAGCGUGUGGAGCAGAAGGUCUUCCUCAUGUCAGAAUCGGAGAAGAGGAAGAAGUUGCUGGCUAUUUUGGAGCAGGGCUUUGAUCCACCUAUUAUUAUCUUUGUCAACCAGAAGAAGGGCUGUGAUGUACUGGCCAAAUCUCUGGAGAAGAUGGGGUACAAUGCCUGCACCCUUCAUGGUGGCAAAGGUCAGGAGCAGCGAGAAUUUGCACUCUCCAACUUGAAGGCUGGUGCCAAGGACAUCCUAGUUGCCACAGAUGUGGCUGGACGUGGUAUUGACAUCCAGGACGUGUCCAUGGUGGUGAACUAUGACAUGGCUAAGAACAUAGAAGAUUAUAUCCAUCGCAUUGGUCGAACAGGAAGAGCUGGCAAGAGUGGUGUGGCUAUCUCGUUUGUCACCAAGGAGGACUCCGCUGUCUUCUAUGACCUCAAGCAGGCCAUCCUUGAGAGCCCAGUAUCCUCCUGCCCACCCGAGUUGGCCAACCACCCAGAUGCCCAGCACAAGCCAGGAACCAUCCUCACCAAGAAGCGACGAGAGGAGACUAUCUUUGCCUGAGCCCUGUAGAAGUGCCACAACAGGUUCUCGGAUUGUGAUGGGAGGACAUCCCCCCCCCCUUCAUGUCCUGGAGCUUAAGCAAGACUGACUAAGGGAGUUCCUCUCUCCAGAUGUGAAGUGGUCCUUCAGUCCCACGUUCCUUGCCUUCACAGAGGCAGUGGCUUUCAUUCCUCCCCCACAAAGGAGUUCACUUUUCCCCUUGUGCUGAUGACCAAACAGUGGGGACUGCAGCCAGGGGAAAAAAGAUGUCCUGAUCGCUUCACUUUUGUUAUUGUUGGAUCCAAUGUUUAUAUUUUCCUCCAGGCAAACUUCCUUAAUCCUUGAGUUAAGAAGCUGAACUCAAGCUGUGGCCAGCACUCUUACCUUGCUUUGUUGGCACUCUGACUUCAGCCCCUGUGACUGUGGGCUAGGCUGCUACAUGUUUUCUGUCCCUUUCUCCCCAACUUAUAAGACCAGGGUUUAGGCCUGCCUGAGGAAAGUCGCUGCAGAUCCUAGGCACUGUAGACAGAUUGCUGCAGGCACUCUUUAUUUUGUCCCAGGGAAGACUUAACCCACCCACCCCCACCCCCGUUCCAGACUGUUGGGUUUCAGCCUGUUAGUUUUAUGGGUGUGUGUACAGAAAGCUUGUUUAUCCAGUAAAAAUGGGGGCAGGAGGUUGACAGAGAGAAAGCCUCUCUGAUAUUUUUUAAUGAUGAUUUCUGCUUCUAUGAAACCAUGUGAAAUGUUGCUCAGGACUUUUGUCACAAACAAGGACAGGGACUCAAGUUCAGGCAAUGAGGUUGUCCUGUGAAAUAAUCCGUCACUGCAGUCUUUUGAAUCUAGCAGUGGCCCCUUAAAAAAUAAAAAGGCGAUACCCAAAAGAAG